GCUGCUCGGGCCCGGGCCGCCGCGGAACCGCUUUGCUGUCCGGUCCCGCCGGCGCCUGAGAUCGGGAUGAUUUCUCACGUCUCUGUUUCUCACCUAAGGGUUUAUUUGCCAUUCCAGAGAUGGAGGCUGGCUCUUGUGGUUGUCAAUGACUCUUCAAAAAGCCAUUUCAGCUCAGUUUGAAGCAUCGUUUCUCAGCUUAAGAUAGUGAAAGUGGCUUACGCUUUUCUGCCCAGCUCAGAACUAUUUAAAAGCAAAAGUGAGCUUUGAUGUUGCUGAGGACAUCUCUAAUAAAGGUGACCACGCUUCAGCCAGCAGAAAGAGCCAUAAUGACUUAUGUUGCAAAGAAGUGCGGCGUCUGCUUCCAGCCUCCAUCCAUUAUCCUCAUCUACAAAGACAACAGCGAGGAUAAGACACGCCAGCGCAUCAUGCCUGUCAGAAAUUUCUCCAAGUUCUCGGACUGCAGCAUGGCCGCUGAGCAGCUGAAGAAUAACCCUCGGCACAAGGCUUACCUAGAAGGAGUCUCCCAGCGUCAGCUGCAGAAGCUGUACAGUUUGCUGAAAGGUCAUCUGAGAGGAGAGAGCCUGGCCGAGAGCUUGGAAAAGUUUCAGGAGGAAGAGACCAUUGACCCAGAAGAGGAUAUGAACAAACUAGAUGACAAGGAACUAGCCAAAAGGAAGAGCAUCAUGGACGAGCUCUUCGAAAAGAACAGGAAGAAAAGGGAUGACCCAGACUUCAUCUAUGACAUUGAGGUUGAAUUUCCACAAGACGAGCAGCUGGAGUCUUGUGGCUGGGAUGUGGAGUCAGGCGAAGAAAUCUGACUCCAGACAAAGAUGUAUUAGAUGAGCAAUUCAGAGACAAAUCUCACCGUUCUAACAGAGAGAAUGAUGCCAGUGUAAGUAUUCUACCCCAUUUUUCAGCUCAUGCAUUUGAUGCACGUUACAUAGGCUACGGAGAACUCAAGGCCUAAGGUGCGAUGGCAGUUCCACAUUUAAGUGAACUUUAAGAAGCCAGACUUGAUGAAAUGGAAAUUGGGCAGCCAAACUUAUUGAGUGUUUUUAGUUUUUUUCCUAUGUACAAGGGCCUAAAAUAAUUUAAAAUUAUCUUUUGUUUGUUUACAUUUCAGUCAACUCUGGCUGAAAACCUCACCAGUUUGCCUUGCUGUGAUUUCUAUUCAGCUAUGUCUGAAAAAGAAGUUUAAAUAUUUAUGUCUUGAAAGCAGUGUUAAAGCUUUAUUGGAUAAGUAUGGUAUUUAUUGCUGGAAUGUUAAAUAUAUAUUACUCUUUCUGGAUAAAUCAACACUGCCUUGAGAAUAUUACUCAUGUUUCCCAAGCGAUGCUUAAAUCUCCAGUUUCAGCUUACACAAAUAUAAAUCCUUAUCCUUAAGAAAUGGAAUAUCUAGAAGAUAAAUUAGUCUUGAAAAUCAGUUUGAAAUCACUGUAUUUUCAAAAGUACAUGAGGUGUUUUGCUUCUUUAUACUGCUAGAUGAUGCUUUCUCAGUAAGUGCUCAGUUCUGGGAAAAGGUACUUGAACUAUCUGAAAAAAAGUAUUGCGGUAAGAAGGUCACAAAGCCUGGGGCUGGUUUUAGAGUAAAACAAAACCUUUACCCCUGCUGCCUCAUCAGACUGCAGUUCCCAGCUCACUCAAAAUCAUGCUAGGGGAGAACCUGACGUGACACAUAAAGCUACAGCAACAGGUCCUGCACGGAAUGUUUUCAUGGGCACCGAGAAGUUUGUUAUUGCAAACAAGUACGUUACUUCAUCUCGCUGAAGUUUUUAAUCCCACUCUCUUCCACAGCUGGUUUGUACUAGCCAAAUCCUGCUCUCUUAAGAACUGGAGGACUAAAUUUAGGAUUCUUUAGAAAAUUAUGCAACUCCAAAAGCUUCCUAGGUUUUGGCUUUCUGAACCUGAUGGCUGUGACGGUUGUGAGUGCCUUCAUCCCAAGUUGUGUGGCCUCAACAAACCGAUGCCUGAGGUAACUAAGGAGCUGUAAAUUGCCUCCAAGACUAGUUUAGUUCUUGUCUCCUUUCUUGCAACCACAAAUGAAUUAAAACAUGUCACUUUUGUAAAUGAAACAUCAUAUCACAGCGUAGAAGCUGGAAGUUUGAAGAAGUUUGGAAGAGCUCUCCUCCCACACACUGACAUGAUGGAGUCAGUUCUGUCAAAAAUCUGAAACGAGUGUCAAUUAAACCACAGUGCUUUGUCAUCACUAGAGAAAAUGAGUGAGCUUGUGUUUGUCCAGGGGAGUCUUCAGUUCAGAAAAGAAAUGAAAGUCAGUGACUCGCAGUAAAUUAAAAAAUAAAGCCUGACUCAGCAAUCCCAGGAACGGAAGGGGUGUGUAGAUCUCUGGCAUGGGCCUUGUUCUGUUUCCAGUCAAAAAUUGCAACAUAACAGCAUAUAAAGCUCCCGCACUUGGGUGGGAGGGGAUCCACGGGACCUCUGCUCCACAGCCAGCACCCCACUCCCCAGCACGGCUGUCCUCACCACACGAGGCCUAUACGCCAGGUCAAUGAGUGCCGAGGUGGGGGGGUCAUCACCCCUCUUCACCAUGAGGUUCCUGCUGCCCCAUUCCUCCAGCCCAGCCAGACGGCCCUGCUGGGGGCUCAUCUGUGAACCCAACACAAAGACACUCCACGGCCUCCUCCGGAACACUGACAGACAUCAGGGCAGAGCCCUGCCCUUCUCACUAGCAUCCUGGUGACACACAUCCUACUACCUGCUGCCCUCUCUGCCUGAUCGACUGAUUUUCACCCACCUGGUUGCUCACCCACACACUCAGACCAUGACACCCUCACUUGGAUGCAAGAACAUUGUGGGACACGGCCCUGAAAGUCUUGCUGAAGUUGAGGUAAAUGGUACCCACUGCUUCUCCCACCUACGAAUUCUCCCAUUUCAUCAUGAGAGGCAAGCAGUUUGGUUCGGCACAACUUACCCUUGGUCAGUCCAUGCUGACUGCUCCCAGCCACCCUUUUCUUCUAGAAAUGUGGCCCAACAAAGCACCCAACAUAAGGGUGACUGUGUUGUUGCUCCCCAGGAUGUCCUUUUGGCCGUUACUGAAGGUGGGUGCAAUAUUUGCCUUUCUCCUGUCCCUGAGGACCUCCCCUGCUCACCCUGACCUUGCAAAGAUGAUGAACAGCAGCUUCGUAAAGACAUCAACCAUGCUAAAAGCAGGAGCUGGCCUUGUUGCCCUGACACGCCUUGCACACCCCAGCUCCAGGGGAGCCUUAGCUUUCCACUUGCCAUGGCCCUGCUCUUGGGAAAGCUGCUAACACCUCCUGUGAUGGAGGAGUGUUGUGUCCCCCACGUAGGCUCAAUAUGAGCACAAACACCCGCUUUUUAUCCACACCCCAGGCAGUCCCAGACACCCGGGUUCCCACCUCUGUGCGCACCCCACAUCCCCCCACCAAAAGGAGAAGCAGCAGCAGCCGCAGCGGUGGAGGAAGCGCACAUACCCACCCUCCGAGGCUGGACCUGGAACCCGCUGCAGAGGGAAACGGCCCCAGGGAGAGGGGUGCUCACGGGGGCACCCUGCUCACCGAAACACAGCUGCAGUACCUGGUGCUGGCACAGAUCCGACGGAGGACAGUGCAAGGACAUAUUUAUAGGUCACUCUUGUCCCUCGGGCACGCAGUUUACGGGCAAAAGAAUGGCUGAUACGGGUUGAGGGAUUCCCCUAGCUAGGGCCUGAUUUCAUUUUGGCUAUUUCGGUCUAAAAUAGGGCCAGAAAGCAAGCAUUUUCUGAGGCAGAUUUGACAGUUGGGUACCCAGAGCCUCACCAGUGCUCGGCCCCAGCAGUGCUGCUGGCGGGUCUGACCUAUGCUGUUUUUUCCAGGCCGACACAGCCACCAGCUCACCAACAACCCCAAUCCUUGUCCCCACACCUGUGCCAGGGAGGAUCCUGCCCUGAUCCCUGCCUCACCUCCUCCUGCCCUGCCCCAGCAUCGCUCCCAAGCUUCACGCAUCCACCUCCACCACCUCCCAGGACAACUCCAGUGUAAGGCAGAGUCACACUGGGGCUGGCUGAGGGUGCUCGAGCCCAUAUCCCCACAUCACCCCACUGAGCUCAUCAGAGUCCAGGCAAGAACAAGCCCCCAGCAUGCCCACAACAGCACUGCUGCUCGCUUCCCCACACACCCUGUUCCUGUUAAACUUGAACACACUGAAAAAAUCCCAAUGGGGCCACGGGAAUAAAGCCACUCUGGUUCUCA
Messenger RNA from Athene cunicularia (burrowing owl), 4205 nucleotides. It is a transcript of the gene CEP19, whose product is annotated as centrosomal protein 19. Gene Ontology annotation, cellular component: spindle pole; centriole; ciliary basal body. Gene Ontology annotation, biological process: trans-Golgi to periciliary membrane compartment transport; microtubule anchoring at centrosome. NCBI's taxonomy places the organism in Eukaryota, Metazoa, Chordata, Aves, Strigiformes, Strigidae. The transcript is spliced from 4 exons. The coding region runs from base 267 to 818 and encodes 183 amino acids. The record is from RefSeq and is a predicted model, not a curated record.